AACGCGUGGCCCGCGCCGACCUGGAAGAGUUUCUCGGCCAGCUGCUGCGGGGUGGCCGCCUCGACUCUUUCUUCCUGUAUAUACACGAAGAAAAAGUCGCCCUCCUGCAGGCCAAUCAGCCAAUUACGAACCUAGGUACGGAAUGGCUUUUUGAGGGAGAGCCACGAGGCACACACACAAUGGUUAAGGCUGCGACUUAUGAAGAAAAUGAUGAUAUUAACGAAUUGGAAGACUAUACUGACAAACACUACGAAGAAUGGAAGGCUUAUAUCGAAAAGGUAUUCUCCGUUGAGGAUGAAGAUGAUAUCGACGAACUGGGAGACACCUCCGAUGCAGGAAAUGAAGGAGCAGACGAGGUGACCUCCGAGUUGCGGGAAGCCUCCGAUGCAGGAAAUGAAGUAGCAGACGAGAUGACCUCCGAGUUGCGGGAAGCCUCCGAUGCAGGAAAUGAAGGAGCAGACGAGGUGACCUCCGAGUUGCGGGAAGCCUCCGAUGCAGGGAAUGAAGGAGCAGACGAGGUGACCUCCGAGUUGCGGGAAGCCUCCGAUGCUGGAAAUGAAGGAGCAGACGAGGUGACCUCCGAGUUGCGGGAAGCCUCCGAUGCAGGGAAUGAAGGAGCAGACGAGGUGACCUCCGAGUUGCGGGAAGCCUCCGAUGCAGGGAAUGAAGGAGCAGACGAGGUGACCUCCGAGUUGCGGGAAGCCUCCGAUGCAGGGAAUGAAGGAGCAGACGAGGUGACCUCCGAGUUGCGGGAAGCCUCCGAUGCUGGAAAUGACACAGCAGGCGAACCGACGUCCGCAGACCAAGAAGUUCCCCAUCAAGGCGAGUCCUCUGCACCAGUGGCCGUCUCUGCCACCCCCGCCACUGCCUCUUACGCUUACCGCAGCCUGGCUGUGCCUCAUAGAUUCAUCAGUCGCCUUGCAGGGCCCGAGGACCGCCACCUCGAGGAUCUGCGGCGGAGCUCUGGGGUACAAAUCACGCGGAUUAAGCGAACCCUUCAUGUGAAGGGCCACAGAGACUCAGUUCUGCAGUGCCACAACUUCAUUCGUGCCAAAAUAGCUGAGUGGCAGAGGUGCGAGGCCGCUGAGGCUCAUUAAGCGACCUACAGACUCCUGGGACGGUCCGGUAACAAUGCUCAUGACCUCUGUGAAGGAAAAGGUGCUGGAAACGAGGCGACCUCCGAGUUGCGGGAAGCCUCUGGUGUAUAUAUCUUAUCUUAUUGUUUCUUAUUAUCCAGACGUUAUGUAACUGUUGUACUUGUCGUCCACUGGACUUCCGUUAUUAUUGUAUCAGUAACGGUAAUAAUGAUAACAAAAUUACUACUAUACUACUACUGCUACUACUACUACUACUACUACUACUACGACAUUGAUGACUUCAUAUUUCAUUU
Eriocheir sinensis (Chinese mitten crab) is the source of this 1390-nucleotide messenger RNA. RefSeq lists its product as uncharacterized. NCBI's taxonomy places the organism in Eukaryota, Metazoa, Arthropoda, Malacostraca, Decapoda, Varunidae. The record is from RefSeq and is a predicted model, not a curated record. The coding region runs from base 180 to 1097 and encodes 305 amino acids. The transcript has 4 exons. Gene Ontology annotation, molecular function: RNA binding.